AUGAAGUGUGGGAAAAAUCAUAGAGGAGUGUGCAUCGCGGAUUUCGAUGCUUGUUUCAAAUGUGGAAAGCCUGGUCAUCAUGUUAGGGAGUGUAGAGGUGGGGCUAGGCCCCAAGGACAGACUCAAGCUAUCAGUUAUCUAGAUCAGCAUGUUACUACGUCGGGUGGCGGUCAGUGCCAAAAUAGAUUUUAUGCCCUUCAAACUCAUCAGGAGUUAAAGGACCCCCCCGAUAUUGUGACUGGUAAGGUAAAUGUGGUUGCCGACGCUUUUAGUAUAUUGUCCAUGAACAGUGUUGCUCAUAUUGAGGAUGAGAAGAAAGAACUAGCCGACAUGUGCAUAGAUGUAAAGGAAAAAGAAGAUAGUGAUCCCGCUAUUGAAUUGAAGAAAGCGGUUGCUGAAAAAACUAUUGAGGCUUUCUCCUAA
Solanum dulcamara is the source of this 423-nucleotide messenger RNA. RefSeq lists its product as uncharacterized. The record is from RefSeq and is a predicted model, not a curated record. The coding region runs from base 1 to 423 and encodes 140 amino acids. Lineage: Eukaryota; Viridiplantae; Streptophyta; Magnoliopsida; Solanales; Solanaceae. Gene Ontology annotation, molecular function: nucleic acid binding; zinc ion binding. The transcript has 3 exons.